Oryzias melastigma (Indian medaka) is the source of this 1142-nucleotide messenger RNA. Its product is annotated as trace amine-associated receptor 13c-like. NCBI's taxonomy places the organism in Eukaryota, Metazoa, Chordata, Actinopteri, Beloniformes, Adrianichthyidae. The transcript is spliced from 2 exons. Gene Ontology annotation, biological process: G protein-coupled receptor signaling pathway. The record is from RefSeq and is a predicted model, not a curated record. Bases 1 to 981 code for a protein of 326 amino acids. Gene Ontology annotation, cellular component: membrane. Gene Ontology annotation, molecular function: trace-amine receptor activity.
AUGUCCAUCCUGGACGGCACAGACCUGUGCUUCCCACACUUUCCAAAUAACUCCUGCAAGAAGCCAACCUUUUCUUUAUCUGAAACUGUGUCUCUCCAUUUCCUGCUCUCCUGCAUUUCUCUGCUCACCACGGCUCUCAACUUGAUCAUUAUCAUCGCCAGGCAUAAUUUCAGGCAGCUCCACACUCCCACUAACAUCCUACUCCUUUCUCUGGCCGUCUCAGACUUUGUGGUUGGUCUGUUUGCGAUGCCUGCAGAAAUCAUGAGAAGAACAUCCUGCUGGUAUCUUGGAGAUUCUCUCUGUUUUCUCUAUAAUUAUGUGUCCUACAUCAUCACCUCUGCCUCAGUAGGGGUGAUGGUUCUCAUAUCGGUUGAUCGUUUUGUAGCGAUCUGUGACCCUCUACAUUAUCCAGGCAGAGUGACUGAGAGAAGAGCCAAAGUGUGUGUCUGUCUGUGUUGGCUCAUCUCUGCUCUCUAUAAUAUUGCACUUGUGAAAGAUGAACUGAUCCAGCUUGGAAUACAGAAUUCCUGUCAUGGAGAAUGUGUGAGUUUUGUCGACAGCAUUAUAGGAACUCUCGACAUUGUCAUAACCUUCAUUGCUCCCGUUUUUGUGAUCGUGGUUCUGUACAUGAGAGUGUUUGUGGUGGCCGUGUCUCAGGCUCGUGCCAUGCGUUCUCAUGUUACAGCCGUCACACUGCAGCUCUCUGUGGCUACAAAGAAAUCGGAGCUGAAAGCAGCCAGGACUCUGGGAGUUCUGGUACUUGUCUUUCUGUUAUGUUUCUGCCCAUAUUUUUGUGUCUCUGUUGCGGGUUCUGAAUUGUUUCAAAGGUUUUCUGAAUUUGUCGAUUUUUUGUUCUUUUUUAACUCCACCAUAAACCCUCUGAUCUAUGCUCUAUUUUACCCCUGGUUUAGAAAAGCAGUCAAACUGAUCAUCACUCUUCAGAUUCUGGAGCCUGGCUCCUGUGAGACAAACAUACUGUAAAUAGAAAACGUCAUCCUUCAGCCCAAAUCCUCCAAAUUUAGAGUAAAUACACAUCAUGGAGGACCACUUUUAAUUUGGAACAAUUGAUUUACUGUUACUAUGUCAUGCUGUAUUUUUUUUUUAAACUAAACUGCUAGUUUUAAAUUCUCUUUUUUGACAGU